Messenger RNA from Chelmon rostratus (copperband butterflyfish), 2697 nucleotides. RefSeq names its product glutamate receptor, ionotropic, AMPA 1b (gene gria1b). Bases 40 to 2697 code for a protein of 885 amino acids. Gene Ontology annotation, cellular component: dendritic spine; plasma membrane; AMPA glutamate receptor complex. The record is from RefSeq and is a predicted model, not a curated record. Gene Ontology annotation, molecular function: transmitter-gated monoatomic ion channel activity involved in regulation of postsynaptic membrane potential; AMPA glutamate receptor activity. The transcript has 19 exons. NCBI's taxonomy places the organism in Eukaryota, Metazoa, Chordata, Actinopteri, Chaetodontiformes, Chaetodontidae. Gene Ontology annotation, biological process: monoatomic ion transport; synaptic transmission, glutamatergic; modulation of chemical synaptic transmission.
CAGAGCUUCCCGGUCCCCUCGGCUCUCCUCCCGCUGCUGAUGCUGCUGCUCGGGCUCUGCAGCGGCACAAGUUUCCCAAGUAACAUCAACAUAGGAGGCCUUUUCCCCACCGGCUCCCAUGAAUACGAGGUGUUUCGUUUUGCUCUGGCGCAACACCAGGACGUCCCCAAACUGGUGCCACAAGUGGACAUGGUGGACACGGGGAGCAGCUUCGCCAUGACCUACGCCUUCUGCUCCCAGUUCUCAAAGGGCGUGUACGCCAUCAUGGGUCUGUACGACCGGCGGACGGUCAACAUGCUGAUGUCUUUCUGUGGCUCUCUGCACGUCUGCUUCGUCACGCCGUCCUUCCCCGUUCAGACCAACAACCAGUUCGUCCUGCAGCUGCGGCCCCAGCUUCAGGAGCCCCUCAUGGCCCUGCUGGAGCACUUCGACUGGACCAGGUUCGUCUACAUGUACAGCGCCGACUCAGGUCUGUUGGUGCUGCAGAGGAUCUUGGACACGGCGGCGGAGCGGAGUUGGCAGGUCACGUCCGUUAACUUGGACACUCUUACAGAAACAGCCUUCAUCAAGCUGCUGGCAGAUCUGGAUUAUAAAAAGGACUUUCAGAUCAUCAUCGACUGUGAGCUGGAACGGCUCAACUCCAUCCUCAACCUGAUUGCUGCUCAGAGAAGAAAUUUGAAGAAUUACCAUUACAUCCUAGCCAAUCUGGGCUUCAUGGACCUGAACAUGACAGAAUUUCAGAAGCUCGGGCCGAACGUGACUGGCUUCCAGCUGGUGAACCGGUCCGAUCCAGCUGUGGAGAAGGUCAACCAGGACUGGCUGGACUUCGACAGCAAAGACCUCAAACUGGCCCGCAGGAGGCUCAGGUACACAGGAGCUCUGACCUACGAUGGCGUCAGCGUCAUGGCGACGGCUUUUCAGAACCUGCGGCGGCAACGGAUCGACAUCUCUCGCCGUGGCAACGCAGGGGAGUGUCUGGCAAACCCUCCCGCCCCCUGGGGACAGGGCAUCGACAUACAGAGAGCACUGCAACAGGUGCGUCUGGAGGGGCUGACGGGUUGGGUUCAGUUUGAUGAGCGAGGACAUCGCACCAACUACACUCUGACUGUGAUGGAGCUCAGCCACACCGGACCCAGGAAGAUUGGCUACUGGAACGAGAGGAGAGGCUACGUGAACACAGCUGUCUACAGGCCGGUGGUGGAGGAGUUCCACGGUCUGCAGAACAGGACAUACAUCGUCACCACCAUACUGGAAGCUCCAUACAUGAUGCUGAAAAAGAACCAUGAGCAGUUUGAAGGAAAUGAGAGGUACGAAGGUUACUGUGCUGAACUGGCCUCAGAGAUCGCCAAACACGUCGGCUUCGUCUACCGGCUCGAGCUGGUGGGCGACGGCAAGUACGGCGCCAGAGACGCUGAUACAAAGAUGUGGAACGGCAUGGUGGGGGAGCUGGUAUACGGGAAGGCUGACGUGGCAGUUGCCCCACUGACCAUCACUCUGGUGCGAGAGCAGGUGAUCGACUUCACCAAACCUUUCAUGUCGCUGGGAAUCUCCAUCAUGAUCAAGAAACCCACCAAAUCCAAACCGGGCGUCUUCUCCUUCCUCGACCCGCUGGCCUACGAGAUCUGGAUGUGCAUUGUCUUCGCCUACAUCGGAGUCAGCGUGGUGCUCUUUCUGGUGAGUCGUUUCAGUCCUUAUGAAUGGCAGGGUGAAGACUCUGAUGAGCAGAAAGAAAAAGAGACUGUGGAACACACCAACGACUUUGGGAUCUUUAACUCUCUCUGGUUCUCACUCGGGGCCUUCAUGCAGCAGGGCUGUGACAUCUCCCCCAGGUCUCUCUCUGGUCGAAUCGUUGGAGGAGUUUGGUGGUUUUUCACCCUCAUCAUCAUCUCCUCUUAUACAGCCAACCUGGCAGCCUUUCUCACCGUGGAGAGAAUGGUGUCCCCCAUAGAGAGUGCAGAGGACCUGGCCAAGCAGACAGAGAUCGCCUAUGGUACCUUGGAUGGAGGCUCCACCAAAGAGUUCUUCAGGCGGUCAAAGAUAGCAGUUUUUGAGAAGAUGUGGUCGUACAUGCGGAGCGCAGACCCCACAGUGUUCGUCAAGAACACCAAUGAGGGUGUAAGUCGAGUCAGAAAGUCGAAGGGGAAGUACGCCUACCUGCUGGAGUCUUCCAUGAAUGAGUACAUCGAGCAGAGGAAGCCCUGCGACACCAUGAAAGUAGGAGGCAACCUUGACUCCAAAGGCUACGGAGUGGCCACACCCAAAGGAUCGCCCCUCAGAAACCCUGUUAACUUGGCAGUAUUAAAACUGAACGAGCAGGGCCUGUUGGACAAAUUGAAAAACAGAUGGUGGUAUGACAAAGGAGAGUGCGGCACCGGGGGAGGGGACUCCAAGGACAAGACGAGCGCGCUCAGUCUGAGCAAUGUGGCGGGUGUGUUUUACAUCCUGAUUGGUGGGCUGGGGCUGGCCAUGCUCGUGGCUCUGGUGGAGUUCUGCUACAAGUCCCGUAUCGAGUCGAGAAGAAUGAAGGAGCUCAUCGAUGCCGCCAUGAUGAGCACCAGCCUGGGCGGGAUGGUGGCGUCAGGACUCGGAGGCGAGAACGGCCGUGUGAUGGCACACGAUUUCCCAAAAACUGGAGCUCAUGGUUUACCCUGCAUGAGUAAAGCUGCUGGCCUGGGACUGUCCUCCACAGGCAUGUGA